CGGCUACGGAAACCCGGCCUGGUUGAAGUCUCGGACGCAGACGCCGCUGACGCCGACGAAGAGGACCCCGUACCCGCUGGCAAACGUGUCAUUUGCUCGGUGGGGGGCAUCGAGGCUGUCUCCGCUGGUUUCAUCGAGGAUCUCCCAGCUGAACUGCUCAUCGACUCUGGUGCAAUCGCCAGCCUGGUUGGGUCGCGUGUCCGGACCCGUCUUGGGCUCACGGACGCGCCACUGCGAUCGUACCACGGACGUCUUAACGCCGUGUCCGGCCACAAGUUGCGCAUCCGGGGCGAGAUUGACUUGCCGUUGCGUUUGGGGUCGCUGGAGAAGAUGAGGCCGUUCGUCGCGAUCCGCGCCGUGAUCGACCUGGAUGAGAACACUAUGACCUUGAAGGACACUGGCGAGGUCCUCCCCUUGGGUACUCCUCGCGUCGAGGAGACGUAUGUCUCUCGCAUCGCGUCGACAGUGCGCAUCUGCCCCGGUGGCCAGGCUCUGGUGGCCUCGGACGUCGUAGGCAAGGCUCCGGAGAACACCACGGUGUUGAUCGAGGGACGCCCCGAGCUGGACGAGAACGUGAAGGUCGCCCGAACGCUUUGCUCGAUACGAGAAGGCAAGACUAUC
This is a messenger RNA of Phytophthora sojae, 621 nucleotides long. RefSeq lists its product as hypothetical. The record is from RefSeq and is a predicted model, not a curated record. The annotation marks the transcript as partial. The transcript is spliced from 2 exons. NCBI's taxonomy places the organism in Eukaryota, Oomycota, Peronosporomycetes, Peronosporales, Peronosporaceae.